This is a messenger RNA of Paracoccidioides brasiliensis Pb18, 516 nucleotides long. RefSeq lists its product as uncharacterized. Gene Ontology annotation, biological process: regulation of transcription by RNA polymerase II. The transcript has a single exon. The coding region runs from base 1 to 516 and encodes 171 amino acids. The record is from RefSeq and is a predicted model, not a curated record. Gene Ontology annotation, cellular component: mediator complex; core mediator complex. Gene Ontology annotation, molecular function: transcription coregulator activity.
AUGGCUCAAGAGAAUCCUCUCAACCCACCCAUCCCAAGUCAAGAAAACCCGCGAUUCACACUCGAGCUCGAAUUUGUCCUCUCCCUAGCGAAUCCCCAUUACAUCUCUCACCUAGCCGUCGCUUAUCCCCAUCUCCUCGGAGUGUCUUCUUCUGCCUCCGCCUCAGCUUCAUCUCGCGCUGUUGGUGCUGAUGAUAGCUCUCCGUCCACUCCUACAUCGGAUGCGCAAUCAUUUGCCGCAUACCUUGCAUACCUGUACUCGUAUUGGAAGCGGCCUGAGUAUGUGCAAUUCCUGACACAUCCUGGCGCGACGUUACGGGCGUUGCGACUAUUGCAGGACGAGUCGUUUCGGCAGGCUGUCAUUCGUCCGCAAGUUAUUGAGGCAUUGUUGGGUGUUGGGCCGGAGAAGGGGGGAAUUGCUGGAGUGAGAGCCGGAGCUGGUGAGAAGGAGAAAGAGGCGCAGAAUGAAGCUAGGGUGCCAGGCGGUCUUGAGGGGAGAAAUGGGAUUGAGGCUUGA